This is a messenger RNA of Acanthochromis polyacanthus (spiny chromis), 7971 nucleotides long. RefSeq lists its product as uncharacterized. Bases 5425 to 6705 code for a protein of 426 amino acids. Gene Ontology annotation, cellular component: membrane. Gene Ontology annotation, molecular function: transmembrane signaling receptor activity. The record is from RefSeq and is a predicted model, not a curated record. The transcript is spliced from 3 exons. Gene Ontology annotation, biological process: toll-like receptor signaling pathway; inflammatory response; immune response. NCBI's taxonomy places the organism in Eukaryota, Metazoa, Chordata, Actinopteri, Pomacentridae.
GACUGAUUUCCUGUAUCUGUUUCCUGAGUUUAUCUCUGGUUUUUCUACGGCCACAAAGUACGAACUCUGUUAUUUCGACCUGAAUGUUAAGCCUCAGCAGGUAAUGGAGGCGAUCAAUUCCCUUGAUACUGCAGACAUUCAGUCACAGCCCACUGUUCCACUGUCUCCCCAUGUUCAUGUUCCUCCCACACUGAGAGGUGAGGAGUGUUACCAUGUCUUCAUCAGCUACAGCAGCACUGACUACCAGUGGACCCACUCCCUCAUCAACCAGCUGGAGUCCCGCAACCUGCAGGUCUGCUACCACGAGCGUGACUUCACUCCCGGUCGCACCGUGUUGGAGAACAUGUCUGAGUGCAUCCAGGAGAGCCAGAAGGUCCUGCUGGUCCUCAGCCCAGAGUUUGUGAGGAGUCGCUGGUGUCUCCUGGAGGCCAACAUGUCUCUGUUCAGAGACUGUCUGGAGAGGAAACCCAUCAUCCCAGUGCUGCUGGAUCCAGGAGUCUCAGUUCCUCUUCACCUCUGCCAUCUUACCUACCUGGAGGCCAGUGACCAUGACUUUCUGAAUAAGCUGCUCAAAGUGAUCUGCACCCCCAACCAGCAGCUUCAGGGCUCCACUGUUCUUCCUUUCCAACCUCCCUCCAUCUACAAUGGAAAGGCCCUGCAGCCUCUGUCUGCUGUCAAUGAUGAGGGACUCAAUAAAUGGGACUGUGGUCAGUUCAGUGACAUGGAGGUACCUGACCAACUUCGCCUGGUCAUUGAGGACCAAGAGCAGUACAGAAAGGCUGUGAGGAUAAUCAACAGAGUCUCUCAGAAUAAAGUGUGGCUGCGGCCGACCUGGAUUAGAGUGCUGAUCUAUGUUAUUGGUGUAAUUUUUUUAUAUUUAUAUUAUCAUUUUGUGUAUUUACAGCAACUACAGUCCUUACUGGUUACUGGGAUCCUCAUUUCUCCAGAUAUCCAGUUGGAUUAGUAGUUGUCUCUAUCUCUUGUCUCUCCUGUGUUCCAUUGGGGCUAAUGAUUCAGAUAAGUCUCUGGAAGAAGGAUGAUGAGAAGUACAUUGUGAGGGAGAUGCAGAAAGUCAUAGGUGAAGCAAACGUAAUCCUUUCUGAGCAGAAGGUGUUAAUGGGCUGUCAGUCCAAUUCCAAAAUUUAUCUGGUGUAUGUUACUCUGGAUGGUUGCAAACAGGACUUUGCCACAACAUUUUCUGAGCAGGCUGUUACUGAGGAUAUGUUUCGUAGAGCGUUGUUCUUCUUCUCAUCAGGAUACACCUGCUGUCUUGCCAAAAGACACUUUCCUUUUCCUCUGCCCGACUCUGGAGGUCACCUGGAGGGAGGAAUGUGUUUCUGUCAGUAUGUCUCCCAGCAGCUGAGCAGAGAAGAAUGGAAGUAGGAAGAAAAGAACUUCAGGAUGCAUUGAUGAUCCAAAAGGUGUAGAGCAAACUGUCAGUUUCAGAAAAGCUCAUUGCAACUUAUUGUAAAUAAUCUUAUCUGACAAAAUCCCAACCAACAACCAUCAUUUGCUGUGAGUGGACAAAGAAACCAGUGACAGCCACUAAAGGAAUAGUUUGGUUUCUCUGACAUGGCGUCAUAUGAAGCACCUAUCCAUAGUUGGUGUUUUACCUGCAGAAGAUCACAGGCCUCAGUGUGGACAAACACAGAGGAGAACCAGCACAGAUCCCAACCUGAGUAUUGCUGUGGACGAGAUCAGCAACAAUGAGUAUUCUAAGUUAAAUUUAAAAAAGGAUUAACUAAAAUCUGUAUCAGUUUCAGUGUAUGCCAAUUUUAGAACAUUUUCAUCACUUGACCUUUCUGUCACUCUGCCCUUUCCAAUGGCAGACUGAAGCCUUCAUUGUUUUCAGAGCCACCAGACUCCAUUGACAAAAACAAUCAUUUUACCUGACAGGAUACAGGAGAAACUGGUUUACUGCUGCCUCAAUUCAUGAAGCUGUUUGUCCUACUGUGUGACUUUUACUUUUUUGUUUGUUUGUUUACAGUUAGCAUGAAUCCAAAUUAGUGUUUCAAACAUCAAAAUCAAACAACAGCAGAUAAGAAACUCCAGUGAUCUGCUCGGUAAAAUUACUGCUGUUGUCAGUGGAAUCUGGUGGAUCUGGAGAGGCUGGUUUAACUGCUUCACUUCUCGGUUGGAAAAGGAUUUCUGUGUGCAAGUAUCUGAUCCAAACCCUGUUUAAACAAAACAGACGAUCCCUUUAAAGGAACAGUCACUUUGGAGUAGAGGCUCUGAUGAGAUCAAGGUGAUGCCUGUACCUUUAACAAUCAAAAGUGGGGCGUCGUGCUUUACUUUCAUUUUCUACCUUAGAGUUCACUUACAUUCUUGAACAAACACACAGCACGGAGAGUUUUCAUUAUUUUGGCUUGAAUUUGUGUCUUCAGUAGGUACGAAUAUACAAUGGUGUAUGUUGUCAUGUUGGUCAUAGCUUUCAUUCUUAAAUAGAGCAGUAGGACAGUAUUGUUGAUUGUUUGUAGCUCAAUCAGUGCAGAUAUGAAAGCUCACAAGCCUGUUUUCUCCUUUCCUUUACUUCCCGGAGAAACACCCUUUGUUGGUUUUGUAUAUUUUCAAUUCUUUUACAACAUGGGUAAAUGUAAAGUUCAGUGACUUUGCAUUUGAGUUUAUUUGAUUACAGAUUUACAAUCAUUCUUCUUUGUGCACAAAUAAGCUUCUUAAUGUACGUUGAGCUGCACUGAUUGUUGUAAACGUAGUUAUGUUAUAUCACAUUGUUUCAGUGCUGCAAUCUGUUGUUAGACAUGAAAUGAACUGAAGAUUUCUGUUGUCUGAGUUUCAUUUUAUUGUACAUUUUGUCAUCACUUACCUUUAGUUUAAUAACAGGUCUCAUGUUAGCCACAAUUUUGAACUUGUUAGAUUAAACUUUGUGCGUCAUCACAUGUUGCAGAGUAGUUUAUAUCUGUUUUAAUGUAAAUAUAGGAAUUUAACAGGAUUACUCUUUAAAGUCUAGUGACUCAGUUAUUUUUAAAUAUUGAGUGUAUUUUAUGUUCUGCUUGUGUCACUCUUCAAAUUAUUAUAAAAAGUUGUCAUGUUACAAACAUGUAUUUUCUUCUAACUUUUCACAUUUUUCAUAGGUAAUGGAGGCGAUCAAUUCCCUUGAUACUGCAGACAUUCAGUCACAGCCCACUGUUCCACUGUCUCCCCAUGUUCAUGUUCCUCCCACACUGAGAGGUGAGGAGUGUUACCAUGUCUUCAUCAGCUACAGCAGCACUGACUACCAGUGGACCCACUCCCUCAUCAACCAGCUGGAGUCCCGCAACCUGCAGGUCUGCUACCACGAGCGUGACUUCACUCCCGGUCGCACCGUGUUGGAGAACAUGUCUGAGUGCAUCCAGGAGAGCCAGAAGGUCCUGCUGGUCCUCAGCCCAGAGUUUGUGAGGAGUCGCUGGUGUCUCCUGGAGGCCAACAUGUCUCUGUUCAGAGACUGUCUGGAGAGGAAACCCAUCAUCCCAGUGCUGCUGGAUCCAGGAGUCUCAGUUCCUCUUCACCUCUGCCAUCUCACCUACCUGGAGGCCAGUGACCGCGACUUUCUGAAUAAGCUGCUCAAAGUGAUCUGCACCCCCAACCAGCAGCUUCAGGGCUCCACUGUUCUUCCUUUCCAACCUCCCUCCAUCUACAAUGGAAAGGCCUUGCAGCCUCUGUCUGCUGUCAAUGAAGACGGACUCUAUAAAUGGGACUGUGGUCAGUUCAGUGACAUGGAGGUACCUGACCAACUUCGCCUGAUCAUUGAGGACCAAGAGCAGUACAGAAAGGCUGUGAGGAUAAUCAACAGAGUCUCUCAGAAUAAAGUUUCGCUGCGGCUGAUCUUGAUUACAUCACUGAUCUACGCAUUUGGUGCUAUUGCUCUUGGAGUAUAUUUAGUAUCAACAAAUGCAGCUCUGACGGACACCAAACAUGAUACCACAAUUGUAAUUGAGUCAGGGUUUGCUAUGUUUUGUGGUUGCUGUAUUCUACUUAUGGUGUUUUUUCAGAUUGGUUUCUUGGAGAAGGAUAUUGAGUGGUACAUUGUGAGGGAGAUGCAGAAAGCUGCAGGUGAAGCAAAUGUAAUCCUCUCUGAGCAGAAGGUGUUAAUGGGCUGUCAGUCCAAUUCCAAAAUUUAUCUGGUGUAUGUUACUCUGGAUGGUUGCAAACAGGAGUUUGCCGCAACAUUUUCUGAGCAGGCUGUUGCUGAGGAUAUGUUUCGUAGAGCGUUGCUCUUCUUCUCAUCAGGAUACACCUGCUGUCUUGCCAAAAGACACUUUCCUUUUCCUCUGCCCGACUCUGGAGGUCACCUGGAGGGAGGAAUGUGUUUCUGUCAGUAUGUCUCCCAGCAGCUGAGCAGAGAAGAAUGGAAGUAGAAAGAACUUCAGGAUGUACUGAUGAUCCAAAAGAUGUAGAGCAAACUGUCAGUUUCAGAAAAGCUCAUUGCAACUUAUUGUAAAUAAUCUUAUCUGACAAAAUCCCAACCAACAACCAUCAUUUGCUGUGAGUGGACAAAGAAACCAGUGACAGCCACUAAAGGAAUAGUUUGGUUUCUCUGACAUGGCGUCAUAUGAAGCACCUAUCCAUAGUUGGUGUUUUACCUGCAGAAGAUCACAGGCCUCAGUGUGGACAAACACAGAGGAGAACCAGCACAGAUCCCAACCUGAGUAUUGCUGUGGACGAGAUCAGCAACAAUGAGUAUUCUAAGUUAAAUUUAAAAAAGGAUUAACUAAAAUCUGUAUCAGUUUCAGUGUAUGCCAAUUUUAGAACAUUUUCAUCACUUGACCUUUCUGUCACUCUGCCCUUUCCAAUGGCAGACUGAAGCCUUCAUUGUUUUCAGAGCCACCAGACUCCAUUGACAAAAACAAUCAUUUUACCUGACAGGAUACAGGAGAAACUGGUUUACUGCUGCCUCAAUUCAUGAAGCUGUUUGUCCGUGUGACUUUUGUUUUUUGGUUUGUUUGUUUGUUUACAGUUAGUAUGAAUCCAAAUUAGUGUUUCAAACAUCAAAAUCAAGCAACAACAAAUAAGAAACUCCAGUGAUCUGCUCGGUAAAAUUACUGCUGUUGUCAGUGGAAUCUGGUGGCUCUGGAGAGGCUGGUUUAACUGCUUCUCUUCCCGGUUGGAAAAGGAUUUCUGUGUGCAAGUAUCUGAUCCAAACCCUGUUUAAACAAAACAGACGAUCCUUUAAAUGGCUCAUCAAACAAAACAGACGAAAACAGGCUCGUCUGUUUUGUUUAAACAAAAUAGACGAGUGAUUUAAAGGAACAGUCAGUUUGCAGCAGAGGCUCUGAUGAAAUCAAUGUUAUGCCUGUACCUUUAACAACCAAAAGCGGGACAUUGUGGUUGACUCAUUUUCUGCCUUGAGAGUUCACUUACAUUCUUCUGCAAUCACACAGCACGGACACUCUUCAUGAUUUUGGCUUGAAUUUGUGUCAUCAGCAGGUAAUGGAGGCGAUCAAUUCCCUUGAUACUGCAGACAUUCAGUCACAGCCCACUGUUCCACUGUCUCCCCAUGUUCAUGUUCCUCCCACACUGAGAGGUGAGGAGUGUUACCAUGUCUUCAUCAGCUACAGCAGCACUGACUACCAGUGGACCCACUCCCUCAUCAACCAGCUGGAGUCCCGCAACCUGCAGGUCUGCUACCACGAGCGUGACUUCACUCCCGGUCGCACCGUGUUGGAGAACAUGUCUGAGUGCAUCCAGGAGAGCCAGAAGGUCCUGCUGGUCCUCAGCCCAGAGUUUGUGAGGAGUCGCUGGUGUCUCCUGGAGGCCAACAUGUCUCUGUUCAGAGACUGUCUGGAGAGGAAACCCAUCAUCCCAGUGCUGCUGGAUCCAGGAGUCUCAGUUCCUCUUCACCUCUGCCAUCUCACCUUCCUGGAGGCCAGUGACCGCGACUUUCUGAAUAAGCUGCUCAAAGUGAUCUGCACCCCCAACCAGCAGCUUCAGGGCUCCACCGUUCUUCCUUUCCAGCCUCCCUCCAUCUACAAUGGAAAGGCCCUGCAGCCUCUGUCUGCUGUCAAUGAUGAGGGACUCAAUAAAUGGGACUGUGGUCAGUUCAGUGACAUGGAGGUACCUGACCAACUUCGCCUGAUCAUUGAGGACCAAGAGCAGUACAGAAAGGCUGUGAGGAUAAUCAACAGAGUCUCUCAGAAUAAAGUGUGGCUGCGGCCGACCUGGAUUAGAGUGCUGAUCUAUGUUAUUGGUGGAAUUUUUAAUUAUAGUAUAUUGGGUUUUUGUGGAUUUGUAGCAACUACAGCCUUUACUACUCAGUCUGAUUUUUAUGGCUUCAGAUAUCCAGUUGGAUUAGUAGUUGUCUCUAUCUCUUGUCUCUCCUGUGUUCCAUUGGGGCUGAUGAUUCAGAUAUGUCUCUGGAAGAAGGAUGAUGAGAAGUACAUUGUGAGGGAGAUGCAGAAAGCCAUAGGUGAAGCAAACAUAAUCCUCUUUGAGCAGAAGGUGUUAAUGGGCUGUCAGUCCAAUUCCAAAAUUUAUCUGGUGUAUGUUACUCUGGAUGGUUGCAAACAGGAGUUUGCCGCAACAUUUUCUGAGCAGGCUGUUGCUGAGGAUAUGUUUCGUAGAGCGUUGCUCUUCUUCUCAUCAGGAUACACCUGCUGUCUUGCCAAAAGACACUUUCCUUUUCCUCUGCCCGACUCUGAAAGUCACUUGGAGGGAGGAAUGUGUUUCUGUCAGUAUGUCUCCCAGCAGCUGAGCAGAGAAGAAUGGAAGUAGAAAGAAAAGAACUUCAGGAUGUACUGAUGAUCCAAAAAGUAUAGAGCAAAUUGUCAGUUUCAGAAAAGCUCAUUGUAACUGUGUUUACAUGACCACUGCUUACAUGCAGUUGCUUCAUAAUCUUAUCUGACAAAAUCCCAGCCAACAAAAAUAAUUUUCUGAGAGUAGACAAAGAAAGAAGUGACAGCCACUAAAGGGAUAGUUUGGUUUCUCUGACAUGUGGUCAUAUAAGGCACCUGUCCACAGUUAGUGUACUAUGAAACAGCUAAUAUGCAGCAACAAUGAGUAUUAAAAAUCUGUAUCAGUUUCAACAUACGCUAUUUUUAGAACAUUUUCACCACUUUCCCUGUAAUGGAUGUGAAUUUAAACUUUGACAUUAUUCUGUUCUGUGCAACCAGACUCCAUUGAUAAAAACUACAAUUUUACCAAGCAGAAUACAGGACAUGCUAGUUUAAUGCUGCAUCUUUUGAUUUCUAGGUGGAUAAAAUACAUUUUGUUGAUGACCUCGUUUUUCUCUCUGCUUCUCCAAGCAAGGACUCUGAUCUACUGUAGAUAAAAUAGUGACUCUAGGCCAGGACGUCAUAUAACUUCUAAAACAAAUUCAAAAACAGACAAUAAUUUUUUUUUUCCUUUUGUUAAAGACACAGCCAUUUUGUAUUAGAAGCUCUUUAGAAAGCAAUGCAGCUUUGGUGGUCAAUUUCCAUUUCCUUAUUCCUGAGUUGGUUGGUUCUUGUACAAUCACACAGCACAGACACUCUUCAUUGUUUUGGCUUGAAUUUGUGUCUUCAGCAGGUAUGAAUAUACAAUGGUGUAUGUUGUCAUGUUGGUCAUAGCUUUCAUUCUUAAACAGAGCAGUAGGACAGUAUUGUUGAUUGUUUUUAGCUAAAUCAGUGCUCAAUCGCGAAUUUACUUCCUGGAGAAACAUCUGUUGUUGGUUUUGUAUAUUUUCAAUUCUUUUACAACAUGGGUAAAUGUAAAGUUCAGUAACUUUGCAUUUGAGUUUAUUUGAUUACAGAUUUACAAUCAUUCUUCUUUGUGCUCAAAUAAGCUUCUUAAUGUAGAUUUAGCAACACUGAUUAUUGUAAACAGUUAUGUCAUAUCACACUGUUUCAGUGCUGGAAUCUGUUGUUGGACAUGAAAUGAACUGAAGAUUUCUGUUGUCUGAGUUUCAUUUUAUUGUAGAUUUUGUCAUCACUUACCAUUAGUUUAAUAACAGGUCUCAUUCAUCAAUUUUGAACUUGUUUGAUUAAACGUUGUGCUUCAUCA